Messenger RNA from Vollenhovia emeryi, 4831 nucleotides. RefSeq lists its product as uncharacterized. The record is from RefSeq and is a predicted model, not a curated record. The transcript is spliced from 16 exons. The coding region runs from base 577 to 4416 and encodes 1279 amino acids. Lineage: Eukaryota; Metazoa; Arthropoda; Insecta; Hymenoptera; Formicidae.
GUAAACAAGUUUUCGUGCGCACCAGUGCGAGCUGCCGAAUUCGCAAUUACCUAAUGUUCUCCGCUUCGUUUCGAUUCAAUUUUAAUUUUUCGCGCGGCAAGACGCGGCGACCUCUGUCGGAGCAGUCGAGAAGCUAUGGAGCACUGUAGAGCGGCAGCUCGAGCCCGCCGGUCUUCGUUAUCGCUUACUCCGUGGCCGCGCCGCGUGCGCGCACCGAGAUGGCGGGUCGGGCGCGGCGCGCGCGAGUCGCAUUUCGCCGCGGACGGUUCGAUAAAAAUCAGUCGUCGCUCGGUGGCUGACUUCGCACGAUCGGGGAUCGUUUUUGCGGCCGUUGCGUGUGUCUCGCGCGCGCUCUCUCUCUCUCUCUCUUUUCUUUCCUCGGCGACGAGCGGCGUAUCGCGCGGAUAGCGGCUCGCUUUGCGCCGCGGCUGCCCGGCGCGCCGUUACCGGUCCCCGGGAUCCGGAGCGAGACGCCUGGAAUGAUAAAUGGUGGCCACCAGCAGCAUGGUAUAUGAGGAGAUAGUCGGUAUACGGGGCAGCUGACCCCAGCCACCGCGCACGCUUUUCACGCGCGAGAUGCCCCACAAUCUAAACCCAGCCUCCACCAACUCCGCCAACACGGGACCGAAUCAUCAAGCCUAUCCCCAGCAGCCGUACCAUCGGGAGAAUGCAGAUGGUCUUCAGCCGGAGAAAGAACCGGUGAAAUUCGACACGUCGCAUCUGCGAGGUGCUCCAGCGGAGGUCGAGGCGUUGGUGCACAACAUCAAGGAGGUCGCCCAUCAGUUCCUCUAUCACUGGCGAACGUUCCCCAUCGUCCUGCCGCCGCCGUUGUCCUCGUGCACGGAGGGCGAGGACACGUUGGCGCGGAAGAAGUACCACCUGAAAGACCUCUUCGUGGCGCCCAGCUUCGACGAGCUGGACGCCGUCGCCGUGGACAGCAAGGGCGAGCCCAGGAGACUGACCAACAAGCAGCUGGAGAGUAUCAGGGAGCGGGGCUUACACAAGGAUAAAUAUGGAAAGCCGAAGAAGCUGAAUGCCACUCAGUUGGAGAGCAUUCGAAGAUGCGGGGAGUUCGAGGUGGACUCGAUCAACUUUGCCGGGCAGACCCACCGAUGGCGAUUGAGCGGACUCCUGCAGCGCGGCCGGGACAGACGGCGAGACGCGCUGCUCACAGAUCUCGCCCUGGCGACUAGGUUUCUCGUUGUAACGGCAAAGGCUAGAUUAGUUUCCCAUUGCUUCAGUGUCUCGCAAUCCCUUAAAGCAUUGUUAACGGGGCUGUUGCGACUUCUCGACAUCAUAAUCGGCGUACCGUCGCUCCAGGCACACAAUCUAGAUGCUAAAAUUAGGGAGGAGCGCUGCCGGUACCUGGUGGCGGAGUUGGUCUGCAGGUCGGAAUAUGAGGAUUCUCUGGAGCUACUAUGUGGAUUUAUACGGAAGCAGCUUCGCCGGGCGACCACGGAGAAGUUCGAGGUCGAGAGAGAAUCGUCCCAGCUGUUGCCCGUUUCAGUUCCUUUCGUAUUUGGGACACCUGGUGGGGCCGCGGUCGAUCUCAGACUGUUCAGCAGGGACAUAAUCAGGAAAGCUCUGCCGACGCUCGUUGCAAUUCUGGAGAGAGAGACAAGAGGCUGGUUCCUUCACUUUAGAGAAAGACUGAUAUCUGAAUUGAGAGCACAAAAGAAACCGGACGAGGAAAUAGAACGAGAAGUCAACGAAGCGGUGAUGCGUGAAUAUUUGCAAAGAGUAUACUCGAAUAUCCUGUCGCAUCCCGACAUACUUGCGCUGGGUGAGGGUAUCCCUCAGCUGCUGGUUCAACAGGCGCAGUCGGUCGUGCUGAUGCACCGAGCGGUGGAGAAUGUGCAACGGAAGCUAUCGCAAACCAAAGAAUCUCUGCGGCACCGCAUCGAGAGCGAGCAUCCGAUCCUGUCGCGGAUACAGCCGUGGAUGCGCGACCGCAUGCGCGAGGCCGAGGAGAAUUUCAUCGAGGAGUGCGAGUGGAGCGCGCAUGAGGAAGCUCUCGCGCUCUGCAGCCAUCAGAAUCUCACCCAGACCGUCUACUUCCUCAAUCGUGAUUUAACUUUCAUGAAAGAGAGAGAGCCAGUUCUCCUGAAAGAACUGCGGAAGGUGAAAACCCCGACGAGGACUUUCCAGUGGCCGACGCAAAUCUGGCUACCGAAGAACUGGAUAAUAAGACGCAAUUUCCAAGGCCAGUCCGAAAUAAUUCCAACCGUACUGAGCAACACUCCAACUUCUAUCACGACGCCUCGCGCGGAUCCCAGCCAGCCCGUCUUUUUGGUUGAACGAGAGAUUGUGCACACAACCACGACAAGGUGGCCGAUGUGGCGUUGGAUAAAUUACAUCGCCAGGACAUGGUGUUGGACUUGGAAUGCGAUGUUCCUCUUGGGUGUAGCCGUACCGUGGUGUAGCCCGGUGUCUUUCCGCGCUUUACUGCUGGUGCAACCGUUUACUCCCGACCUGGAAUUGAGUCAACUCAACGGGACGUUGUUCCCGAGAAAGUCGUCGCAAAUGCCUACUCUUUGUUCCCGACUAAUAGCACUCUGGAGGCACAUCAGUAAAAGUCGAACGCACUUUGAAACUGAGCCAGACACAGGAUUCAUCGGCAAAGGCAUGACCAGGCAUUUAAAUAGACUAUGGAACUACGGUGCCAAGGGUUUGCUAGGCACACUCAUCAUCCUGUUCGUGUUUCCCGUAGUGUGCAUUCUCGCGAGCGUCAGUUCACUGAUUGUCGCUCUCACUGCGGUCUUGUGGAUGCCUCUGGUCACGUUGACGCUGCAUGCGUUCAUGGCGCUCAUAAUGGAUCUAGACAGUCCUGAGUCGAGCCGCAAUCGAUACUUUGUGGUGAUGGAAGCGUUAGCUUGGAACAUCGGUAUUCAGGGCUGCAUGCAACCGAUAGCAGCGUUAUUCGUGGCCCUUGUCCUGUGCCCGGUCAUCUCAUUCGUGAUACUUACAAUUGCUGUGAUACGUUACUGGGUCAGAGUAUUCUGGGAUACGGCUAUGUUCCAUCUAGUGAUCAAAAAUAGAGGUCGGAUACCAGCGAGUGACAGCUUCGUCGUAAAGAGAAUAGCUGGGCCGGGAUUAGCUUCGGAUUAUUAUUAUCAAAUCAGAGCGGAACAGGCGUUGGCCGCGUUUGAGGCGAAACUAGAGCUGGACGAAUUGCUGGCUUUCCAGCAGGAGACCGAGAGACUCGUCACUCAACCGCAGAGAGAUUUUACGCAGUUCGUCGAGGCCUGUUUCGGCCCGUUCGCCGCUAGUCUCGCCAAGACAAAGGAUCCGUACAAAUCGCUCGAGAAAGAAGCCAAAGAUCUAAUCGCCGUACUGUACGAGAAGCUGGACCGGCGAAGAAAAAAUUUGCAGACUGGUCUCGGCGUCGCGGUGAGGAGUAAGAUCAAAUUAACCACUUUCGACCUGAAGGUGGUCAUACAGCAAGGCGCGCUGAUGCUGGAACGUCUCUAUCCCACUCACGUUUUCGCGAGAUUGCCUGGAAACGAGGAGGACUUCUGGGAGAACAAAGGUUUAGGGGUGUGCGACUGGGCGGGCCUGGCGGGGCUCAUGUACGCCGACAUCUUCAGUCUGGAUUUCCUGCAGCCGCUCGACGACUCCGAUACGAAAUUCAGAUUGGAGCCGCAUCCGGGAGUCGAUCUGUCGCGGUACACGGACAUGGUGCACAGCACCGAGCUCGGCGGCAUCAACGGGCCCGAUUUACUCGGCGCUGUUUACGCGCCGCGCGGGAAUAUCCAGGUGCACAGCCCGUAUCUCGAGGUGUCCGCCUUUAAUCCGAGGGCCAAGCAAACCAGCAACAGCAGAAAGUCCGACAAGCGAUGCGAUACCAGCGGCUUGUUGACGUCGACGAAGAUUCGGAGGCGCACGAUGACGAGCGAGAACAACUCGGAGGGACGGUGGCAGCCGUGGAAACGCCAGAUUCAAACGUACAGCGCGGAGAAGCUGGUGAUCCCGCUGCCGAUUCCGCAUCCGGCUCACAUAGCGGUGACCAUUCACAACCGCGACUCGGAGGAUCCGAUACCGCUCGACUCGGAACUGUGUCAGAACAUCCUGCGAGCCAUCGAGGAGUCGCCCGGCGAGAUGGCGACGGAAUACGUGAGUCGGUACAGAGGCGGCGGCGGCGGCGACUCCAGCUUCGACUCGGUCGCGUCGCAGUCGUCGGUCUCGAUCGACACCGGCCUGGACAAGGAGAACGAGACGACGCAGGAGACCGCCGCGGCGAACGCCGAGAGAGAGGGCGAGACCUACCACUGGACCCUGUCGAAUUGGGGCGGUGGCAUGACGCGCAGGCGGAACAAUUCCGGAUCCAUAAAGGUCGACCUAGCGUCACCGGAGGACGUCACCCUCGACACAGAUACCACCAGAGUGAUGUUCAGCACUUACGGAACAACCGUCUAAUAGCGUUUUCGACUGGACCAGGAUUAAUCGCUCCGGGAGCGAUUAAUGACGUCACGAGUUUUGUUUUAGUUUACUAGACAAAUAACCCAAAUGCAACCCAUGUUCGACCCAUACCAUUGCGAAUUGAUCCAUCAGUGCUAAGAAGCUACGUUAGGUUACAAUCAGGUUAUACGUGCGUGUUUAUUGUGGAACAAAGUAUUCUUUGACGAUAAUAACGCGUAAGUGUACCAAUAAACUUUUCGAUUUUAUCAUAAAAUUGACAAGAAUAUUGUAACUAGAACCUAACCCAGGUUCUUAACCCAUUUUCGGUCGAACAUAUGUUCCUAGUAUCUUCGGGUUAAUCGCUCCGGGAGCGCUAAGGCCCGGUCUACAAUGAGUUGUUAGUCGUUAGUCAGAAGUCGGAACUAUAUGUCGG